AGAGGUUAAAGGCCACCGCAGAGGAAGAAGUGAUUCUGCUGAGACGGCACCAAACCAUGAGGAAGAGCUCGAAGACAGGAAGGUAACCGAGGACGAAGGAUUUCACAAGCAGCUGUACGCACAGAACGAUCAACAAUAUCUGCUGUGAUAACGACUGGAUGGCUGCUGUCAAACACUGAAGCUCAAGAAACACCCAGAGGUUGUUCUGAUCCUCCUCAUUUUGCUCCAGCCCAAUCCGGACCUGCAGUCCAGCGUCUCCGUCUUUCAGCCACUUGGUUUCUCUGUGACGAUGGCGACCACUUCACCCAAAGACAAAUAUUUGGCUGUGUGGGUGAUCUUCUUCAUGCUUGGUCUGGGAACAUUGCUGCCCUGGAACUUCUUCAUGACUGCUACCGUGUACUUCAGGAAUCGUCUGAAGGAACCUUUGCCCACUGAGGUUUCAGCCAAUCAGAGUGAAGCAGCAGGUCAACAUCAAAGUGUUCUAGAGACCAAAUUCAACAAUGUGAUGACGCUGUGCGCCAUGUUGCCUCUGCUGCUGUGCACCUGCCUCACCUCCUUCCUGCACAGCCUCGUUCCUCAGCGCCUGCGUGUGAUGGGAAGCCUCUUCAUCAUCAUGUUUGUCUUCAUCAUCACUGCUGUCCUUGUCAAAGUUCCUCUGGAGCCGCUGCCUUUCUUCUCCAUAACCAUGGUGAAGAUAAUCAUCAUCAACUCGUUUGGAGCGGUGCUGCAGGGCAGUCUGUUUGGGAUGGCCGGUUUGCUUCCAGCGUCGUACACCACUCCCAUCAUGAGCGGCCAAGGACUCGCUGGAACCUUCGCUGCUGCUUCUAUGAUCUGUGCCAUUGCAAGUGGUUCUGAGCUGGAGGACGCAGCAUUCGGUUAUUUCAUCGUAGCCUGUGUUGUCAUUUUCCUGUCCAUCUUGUCCUACGUCUUACUGCCCAAACUGACAUUUUUCCAGUUUUAUCAAGAAAGGAACAGAAAACAAAGAACAGAUGAUGAGCAGAAUAUCAUCACUCUGAUGAACGCAGAGAAUAAAGAUGCUGCAGCAGAUGAGAAACAACAAAGCAUCUCCAUGAUGAAGAUCUUCAAGAAGAUUUGGAUCUUGGCAACGUCGGUCUGCUUCACCUUCACCGUCACCAUCGGCACGUUUCCCGCCAUCACUGCCGACACGCGAUCCACGCUGGCCGACGGGGGAACCUGGGAGCUCUACUUUGUCCCCGUCAGCUGCUUCCUGCUCUUCAACCUGAGCGACUGGACUGGGCGGAGCCUGACCGCCGUCUUCAUGUGGCCAGGUAAAGACAGCCCGGUGCUGCCGGCGGCCAUCUUGGCUCGCAUUGUCUUCGUACCUCUCUUCAUGCUGUGCAACGUUCAGCCCCGCUCCCAUCUGCCCGUCUUCUUCUAUCACGAUGGCUUCUUCAUCGCCUUCAUGCUCCUCUUCGCCUUCAGCAAUGGCUACCUGGCCAGCCUCUGCAUGUGUUAUGGACCGAAGAACGUUCUUCCUCAUGAAGCAGAAACCGCCGGAGCCAUCAUGGCGUUCUUCCUGGCUCUGGGAUUGGCUGCCGGAGCCGCCAUCUCCUUCCUAUUCAGAGUACUGGUCUGACUGGAACCCCUUCAUUUUAACAUCUAAAGAGCAGCACAUAUUUAAAUCUACUGGAGUUCACUAAAUGUUUUAAAUGGAAAUAAAAUGUAGAAAGUCAGAUUAUGAAGAAAAAAUGAAUCAAAUCCAUGAACCUGACAGGAGUGGAAACAGUUCUAGUUAUAAAGAAUUUAGUUUCAUGUCUGUGUAACCCCCAUAAACUGCUGAUCUGUCUGUAUGUUUAAUAUGUUUGUUUUGUUAGUUCUCAGAAUGUCCUGUAGACCAGUGGUCCCCAACCCCCGGGCCGCGGACCGGUACGUAGACCAGUUGGUACCGGGCCGCACAAGAAAUAAUUAAAUGUUUCCAUUUUAUGCAUUAUUUGAGUCUGGAGGAUCUUUUAUUUUGAAAAUCCUUUAACCGGACUCUCUGGGUUCCGUCUUGGCGCCAACAUUGAGCCACAAGCAGCAAAAUGGGUCAGAACCAGAUCAGAUUCAGAUAAAGUUUCUUUAUGAAGGGAAAAGGCCCAGAGAAGAGACAGGAGGAUGGAUUUAUCCAGUAGGUGAUUCCCACAGUCCAAGCUCUGCAUGAUAUGGUGACCGGAUGUUAAUGAGGCCAUGAAGCUUCAAACUGUUUCUCCACUAGAGACCAAGAACCCUGAGCAUCAGCAACACUUCUGGUGUCUCUCAUCUCUCCCAGAUGGACCGUCUGGUUGCAGAGAAACAAGUUCAGUUCUCCAUUAGUCCUUAUCCUGAGGCCAAAUGUUUGUUUUUGUGGAGCAUGUGUAUCUUAUUUUGAAGGGAUGUGUAGACGUUACCAUAGCGACCAGAGUCAGAGAGGUUAGGGCAGUGGAGAGACGAGUUGAGUAAAGCUUGUGAGUCUUAAAUCUGGUUCAUACGGCACGAUUUAAGAAUUGUCGGCCGAUUUUCCAAACCUGUGUGACCACAGAGCCGAUGUACAGGAGGUUCGAUCGGUUCCUGAGUCCAGCCACACGGCAGGAGCAACACACUUCACACGAACCGAUUCCACUCACAAGCAUCCUGAUUCUAGAAGAAAAUCCCAUAAAAUCCCCAACAUACCAUAUGUGAAUUUAGAAUAAAGAAACACGGAUGAUAAUGUAGAAGCAGCAGUGAUAGUUUGUGGACUCAUUUUAAGCAAUAAAAGAUGUAACAAAAAGAAAAGACUCUGGAUAAAUGACUGUGUGAGCAGCUGCUCUCUAUAGUUGAGCAUGUCAGCUGUUUGGGAUUCCCUCCAUGCUUACGUCACUGCGUUCUCGCUCAGCUCACGGUCAGGGAAAACCCCACAGGCUGCAAUAGUUGGGCCAAGACAAUGUUGAAUAUGGCCGAUUUUAGAUCGGAGCGGUCUCAACGUUCUACCGACUGGACCAGAUCAGUCGUGACACACCUCACAGUACAGGAGGAUCGGUUACAAUUAUUUCAAGAGACAAUCUACGACAAUCAGGGGUGUCCCCCCCCUUCCCUCGGGUCGCAGUAAAAUUGCUAAGCCCUGACCAGUCCGUGGUGGUAAAAAGGUUGGGACCACUGCUGUCGAGGGCACUACACCCACAUUUCUCCUGCCGGUAUGAGAAGAAGGGCAAAGAGAGGGGGGAAGAAAAAAGGAAAUGGCAAACUAGACCAGAGGUGUCAAACUCCAGCCCUAAAGGCCCGCUGUCCUGAAGUAGAGAAGUUACUAUUCAUAAGUGCUGCUGGGAUACCAAAAUAAUCUGUUUAUUUUGAACUGGAUAAUGUAUAUUCUGUUCUGGGAUUU
Molecule: messenger RNA, 3337 nt
Organism: Gambusia affinis (western mosquitofish)
Lineage: Eukaryota; Metazoa; Chordata; Actinopteri; Cyprinodontiformes; Poeciliidae
Product: equilibrative nucleoside transporter 1-like
Exons: 13
Coding region: 290-1597 (435 amino acids)
Biological process (GO): nucleoside transmembrane transport; uridine transmembrane transport
Cellular component (GO): plasma membrane
Molecular function (GO): nucleoside transmembrane transporter activity
Source: RefSeq, a predicted model, not a curated record